UUUGUUUCAUACCUCAUACUAUUCCAGAUAUGACGAUCCGAUUUGUGAGCUUUGGGAUGUUUAUCAUUGAUGAAUUUUCCUUUGCAGACGAACAAGGGAAACCUACUGGAGAGACUGUGGCACCCCAGAUCGGAGGCGGAGGAACGUAUGCCACUAUCGGUGCUCGCAUCUGGUUGCCUCCCGAUAACAUUGGAAUGAUUAUCGAUCGAGGAAACGAUUUCCCUCAGGACAUCCAGAAUCAGUUACUAACAUACGGUUCUGACAUAUGGCACUUUCGUGACGACAUGAAUCGUGUUACUACUCGAUCAAGGAAUUCCUACAGAGGAGAAUAUCGAGGCUUUGAAUACAUUACUCCGCGGAUCAGACUCACGCCUCGCGACCUGGAAAGAACGCGGCUUACACGUCCUGCUUCGGUUCAUUUCAUUUGUUCACCCACGCGUGCGCUUCAAAUCAUAUCAGAAAUCCAAGAGAUUGAAGGAUGGAAUCCGACCACAAUAUUUGAACCCAUACCUGAUAGAUGUAUUCCCGAGGAGUUACCUUCACUAAAAGCAGUCCUCCCUCAUAUCGCAAUCCUCAGUCCAAAUGCUGAGGAGGCCCUGAGCCUACUUUCUCUUCCCUUGGUUGUUACGAAAUCUGCUGUAGAAAAUGCUGCAUCGGAGUUCUUGAAGAUGGGUGUGGGUAAGGAAAAUAGUGGAAGCGUUAUAAUACGCAGUGGUGCUCUCGGCGCAUACGUCAUCACUUCUGACAGGAAAGGGCAAUGGAUUGACGCAUUCUGGAGUUCCACUGAGAAUAUCGACAAGGUGGUCGAUGUCACAGGUGCUGGCAACUCUUUUCUUGGCGGGCUCGCUGCGGGAUUGUCCAUCGCAAACGGAAACGUCUAUGAAGCAUCUCUGUAUGCUUCGGUGUCAGCCUCUUUCACGGUUCAACAGUUUAGUCUUCCACACCUUACAGUGGGCUCCAAUGGAGUGGAAGAAUGGAACCAAGACUCUCCACAUAGACGCCUUGAAGUUCUGCGGCAGCGACAAGACAGAGAAAUAGAAAAUAAAAAUCAUUAGAAGU
This is a messenger RNA of Suillus subalutaceus, 1059 nucleotides long. Its product is annotated as Ribokinase-like protein. NCBI's taxonomy places the organism in Eukaryota, Fungi, Basidiomycota, Agaricomycetes, Boletales, Suillaceae. The record is from RefSeq and is a predicted model, not a curated record. Bases 30 to 1055 code for a protein of 341 amino acids. The transcript is spliced from 8 exons.